This is a messenger RNA of Lepus europaeus (European hare), 2689 nucleotides long. It is a transcript of the gene CDH3, whose product is annotated as cadherin 3. Gene Ontology annotation, cellular component: plasma membrane; adherens junction; cytoplasm. The transcript has 15 exons. NCBI's taxonomy places the organism in Eukaryota, Metazoa, Chordata, Mammalia, Lagomorpha, Leporidae. Gene Ontology annotation, molecular function: calcium ion binding; cadherin binding. The coding region runs from base 1 to 2439 and encodes 812 amino acids. Gene Ontology annotation, biological process: cell-cell junction assembly; calcium-dependent cell-cell adhesion; homophilic cell-cell adhesion. The record is from RefSeq and is a predicted model, not a curated record.
AUGUCUGGGAUCCUGCUCUCUGACUUCAAGAACAAAGAGGAGCUCAGUGCACAGGCUGACCGCAAAGGGGCUCUGCCCUCUGGAAUCCAAACCUGGAAGCCCCGUUUCACCUUCGUCACACCUGCUGUAGUUUUUGCAGGCUGCCCUGGACAAGAGUCGGCCCCACCCAGCGCCGAAAAUGACUUCUCUGGGCAGAAUGGCGGCACCGGCCAGGAAAAGAAGGCCUUGAAGUUCUCCCCAUCCAAGCGCAUCUUACGAAGAUACAAGAGAGAGUGGGUGAUCCCGCCAAUAUCUGUCUCUGAGAAUGGCAAGGGGCCCUUCCCCCAGAGGCUGAAUCAGCUCAAAUCGAAUAAGGACAGAGGCACCAAGAUUUUCUACAGCAUCACGGGGCCUGGGGCAGACAGCCCCCCUGAGGGCGUCUUCACCAUCGAGAAGGAGACAGGCUGGCUGCUGUUGAAUAAACCGCUGGACCGCGAGAAGAUCGCCAAGUAUGAGCUCUUUGGCCACGCUGUGUCGGAGAACGGCGCCUCGGUGGAGGAGCCCAUGAACAUCUCCAUCAUCGUGACAGACCAGAAUGACCACAAGCCCAAGUUCACCCAGGACGUCUUCCGGGGGAGCGUCUUGGAAGGGGUGGUGCCUGGCACCCCUGUCAUGCAGGUGACGGCCACAGAUGAGGACGACGCCAUCAACACCUACAACGGGGUGGUUGCUUACUUCAUGCACAGCCAAGAGCCCAAGGACCCCCACGACCGCAUGUUCACCAUCCACCGCAGCACCGGCACCAUCAGUGUCGUCUCCAGUGGCCUGGACCGGGAGAAAGUCCCUGAGUACAGGCUGACCAUCCAGGCCACGGACAUGGAUGGGGACGGCUCCGCCACCACGGCCAUGGCCAUCGUGGAGAUUCUCGACGCCAACGACAACGCCCCCAUGUUUGACCCCGAGAAGUAUGAGGCCCGGGUGCCUGAGAACGCCGUGGGCCAGGAGAUACAGCGGCUGACAGUCACUGAUCUGGACGGCCCCGACUCGCCAGCGUGGCGCGCUACCUACCGCAUCGUGGGAGGCGACGACGGGGACCGUUUUACCAUCACCACCGACCCCGAGAGCAACCAGGGCAUCCUGACAACCAAGAGGGGCUUGGAUUUUGAGACCAAAGCCCAGCACACCUUGUAUGUGGAAGUGACCAACGAGGUUCCGUUCGUGGUGAGGCUCCCAACCUCCACGGCCACUGUAGUGGUCCACGUAGAGGACGUGAACGAGGCCCCCGUGUUUGUCCCGCCUUCCAAAGUCAUCGACGUCCAGGAGGGCAUCUCUGUCGGGGAGACCGUCUGCGUCUACACCGCACAGGACCCCGACAAGGAGGACCAGAAGAUCAGCUACCACAUCCUGAGGGACCCAGCAGGGUGGCUGGCGAUGGACGCGGACAGUGGGCAGGUCACGGCCGCAGGCGUCUUAGACCGCGAGGAUGAGCGGUUCGUGAGGAACAACAUCUACGAAGUCACGGUCUUGGCCACGGACGACGGGAGCCCUCCCACCACUGGCACUGGGACUCUCCUGCUAACACUUACCGACGUCAACGACCAUGGCCCAGUCCCUGAGCCCCAUCAGAUCACCAUCUGCAACCAAAGCCCUGUACCCCAAGUACUGAACAUCACGGACAAGGACCUGUCCCCCCACUCCUCCCCUUUCCAGGCCCGGCUCAGUCAUGACUCGGACAUCUACUGGACAGCAGAGGUCCAUGAGAAAGGAGACACGGUGGCCUUGUCCCUGAAGAAAUUCCUGAAGCAAGACACAUACGACGUGUACCUGUCCCUGUCUGACCACGGCAACAGGGAAGAGCUGACGGUGAUCAGGGCCACCGUGUGCGACUGCCGCGGCCACGUGGACACCUGCCCCGAGGGCUGGAACGCGGGCUUCGUCCUCCCUGUCCUGGGGGCUGUGCUGGCUCUACUGCUCCUCCUGCUGGUGUUGCUCUUGUUGGUGAGAAGGAAGCGGAAGGUCAAGGAGCCCCUCCUGCUCCCAGAAGACGACACCCGCGACAAUGUCUUUUACUACGGCGAAGAGGGUGGCGGUGAGGAGGACCAGGACUACGACAUCACCCAGCUGCACCGCGGCCUGGAGGCCAGGCCCGAAGUGGUUCUGCGCAACGAUGUGGCCCCGACCUUCAUCCCCACCCCCAUGUACCGCCCUCGGCCAGCCAACCCAGACGAGAUCGGCAACUUCAUCGUGGAGAACCUGAAGGCGGCCAACACGGACCCCACGGCGCCGCCCUACGACUCCCUGCUGGUGUUCGACUACGAGGGCAGCGGCUCGGACGCCGCCUCCCUGAGCUCGCUCACGUCCUCGGCCUCGGACCAGGACCAGGACUACGACUACCUCAGCGAGUGGGGCAGCCGCUUCAAGAAGCUGGCCGACAUGUACGGUGGCGGCCAGGACGACUAGGCCGAGGCCUCGGGACCCUGUGGGGCAGGGGCCUCAGCAGCUCGGACGUUCGGAGGGUCGGGUCCUGAGCCUUCCGGGGUGGAAGCUUCUGGGCGAUGUGGUCUGGACACCGCCGCCUGCCGCCGAGGUCGGAUCUGGCUCAGAGGCCACGCCUCCUUCAGGCUCUCCACCUGCCACAAAUGCCGUCCGUGCCGGACCCUGGAGCAGCCUCUGCUCUUUGGAGGCUGCUUCUUGCAACCUCUUUUUUUUU